Molecule: messenger RNA, 5399 nt
Organism: Myiozetetes cayanensis
Lineage: Eukaryota; Metazoa; Chordata; Aves; Passeriformes; Tyrannidae
Product: zinc finger and BTB domain-containing protein 8A-like
Exons: 4
Coding region: 411-1853 (480 amino acids)
Biological process (GO): regulation of transcription by RNA polymerase II
Molecular function (GO): RNA polymerase II cis-regulatory region sequence-specific DNA binding; protein binding; DNA-binding transcription factor activity, RNA polymerase II-specific
Source: RefSeq, a predicted model, not a curated record
GCUCUUGGCUCGUCGUCUCGUCGGAGCUGCCUGAAGGCUGCGCAGCCCUCGCGGGCGGCACGGAUCCAGCCCUGCAUCCAGCCCUGCAUCCAGCCAUCCAGCCCCGAAUCCAACCAUCCAGCCCCGCAUCCAACCCCGCAUCCAACCCCGCAUCCAGCCCCGAAUCCAGCCUCGCAUCCAACCCCGCAUCCAGCCCCGCAUCCAGCCCCCAUCCAACCCCGCAUCCAGUCCCAUAUCCAGCCCCACAUCCAAGUGAUGGAGAUGCUCCCAGCUGUAGCACACUCUCCUCUGCCAAAUUAACACGGUCUUGGCUUUGUCGCGUCUCUUGGAAAAUGAAUCUUGGGUUGUGCGUGCCGUGAUUUAAAUAUAAUUAUAGGUUUCGAGCGACGUUUCGUUUCCUCUUUUCUGGGAUGGAGAUUUCUUCUCACCAGUUUCACCUCUUGCAGCAACUGAAUGAGCAGCGCAGGCAGGACUUGUUCUGUGACUGCAACAUCCUGGUGGAGGGGAAGGUCUUCAAAGCCCAUCGCAAUGUGCUGUUUGCCAGCAGCGGCUACUUCAAGAUGCUCCUUUCACAGAGCUCGAAGGAGACGAGUCAGUCCACGACAGCCACCUUCCAGGCCUUUUCUCCUGACACCUUCACAGUCAUCCUGGAUUUUGUGUAUUCGGGCAAACUGUCUCUCACUGGUCAGAAUGUGAUCGAGGUGAUGUCAGCUGCCAGCUACCUGCAGAUGACCGACGUCAUCAGCGUGUGUAAAACCUUCAUAAAGUCCUCUCUGGACAUCAGUGAGAAGGAGAAGGAUCGUUACUUCAGCCUCUCGGACAAAGAUGUGAGCUCCAACGGCGUGGACCGGUCCUGCGUGUACAGCGGGGGCUGGAGGGCCGAGAGCAGCCCCCCCCAUUCCCACUCCAGCCCAGACCCCGGGACUUGUAUGAUGGGCGGAAACACUUGGAGCAACUUCAACUACUACCCGGCUUCUCAGCGGAACGCCCAGCAGCAGCUGUCCAAACACGAGCAGCGGCAGGAUUCCAUCAAGAAAUCCCGGCACCCGGGGCUGCAGCAGCCCUCUGACAUCCCCCACUACAAAUCCAGCAAGCUGGAGGACAGGGCUGCCGAGCCCGCCGGCCCCCCCGCGCCGCCCGAGGAGCAGCUUCACAUCGACACCGAGGUUGAGACUCCUCACGUGGGCUACCAGUACGGCCAGGGGGCCGAGGGGGUGCCCAGGGGCUUGGCUGUGUCCCAGCAGGAGCACGAGUCGCCCCGUCCCUCUGGCAAAUCCAAGUCGUCCAAGGCUGAGGAGCAGUACGGGAACAUGCCCUCCAUCCUCGGGGUCAUGGGGAGCUGGGCUGAAGACGACCUGGCCAGGAUGAGGUUCAAGUGCCCGUUCUGCAGCCACGUGGUGAAAAGAAAAGCUGACCUGAAGCGUCACCUUCGCUGUCACACAGGAGAGCGCCCGUACCCCUGUGAGGCCUGUGGGAAGAGGUUCAGCAGGCUGGAUCACCUCAGCAGCCAUUUUCGAACAAUCCACCAGGCGUGCAAGCCCAUCUGCAGGAAGUGCAAGCGGCACGUGACGGAGCUGACGGGGCAGGUGGUGCAGGAGGGCACGCGGCGGUACAGACUGUGCAACGAGUGCCUGGCCGAGGCCGGCAUCGACAGCAUCCGCAUCGACCUGGAGGCUGAGGCGCCCCUGGAGUUCCCACAGGACGGGGACAAGGACUCCAGGUGGCACUACGGCGAGGACAACAGGUCUGACGUGGAGAUAGUGGAGGACGGCUCGACCGACCUGGUCAUCCAGCAGGUCGACGACAGCGAGGACGAGGCGGACGAGAAGGACGUGAAGCCAAACAUUAGGUAGCUGCGGGAGGAGGAUCGGGAAUCCCUCGGAAGGGGGAGGAUGUCCUGGCCACACAGGCCCUCCACCAGCUGUUGUUGAUCCUACAGAGACUCGGGGUUGAACAGGUCCAGACUUGCAUGUAUUUAUGGACGCGCCGCUGAGUCCGGUCUGGUCGGUUCUCAGAACCCCCAAUCCUUUGCUUGGUGAGGAAGAAUCCAUCCUCAAACAGUGGAUGAACGAGGAAACCGCAGGAUUCCACGGAUAACUGUUCAUAGCAGACAGUCUCAAAGCCUCCUUCAAGGGAGUGGGGUCUAAAUAUUUAAAAAUAGUCGCAGAGUGUUGUAAAUUGCCCACUUUUUACGCUUGUAGGGGUGUGGGGUUUAUGUCAUGGGGUGAUAAACAAAGUGUAAUGACUCCCCUCAUGCCAGACAACCUCCCUUCACUGUUCAGAAGGGAAGAGAAUCUUCCAUGAAAUUCCAUGAAUUCUUCCUGUUAUGAUAAGGAAAAAGGCAGCUAAUUAAGGGAGAGCCUGUAAAAUGUUUUGGCACUUUUGUCUGGAAAGGGACUCCUGUAAAAUUUAUUAGAACGAGGCAAAUCUUCAGCAGAUCACUCACUCAAGACCUGUUUCUUUACAAGAAAAUCAGCACAUGAAUGCUAGUCCCAGUCAACACAUCAGAGACAAAUUAAUUAUGAAUAUGGAUCAUUAAUUGAUGCCAGCAGAUGUUUGGUUCUCAAAAUUGGGACCUCAGAUGUUUUAAUAAGCACUAAUAAAACACUCUCUUUUGCUAAGAAACCUCUCAAAAGUGCCAGACAGGGUGGGGUUGUUGGGGCUCAUCCAUGCAGGGCCAGCAGUUGGACUUGGCUGCUCCUUGUGGGUCCCUCCCAGCUCGGGAUGUUCCAUCCUGUGAGCCCUCUCCAGUCUGGACAAGAUGAGAACAAGAUGUACUGGGAGUUCUAGAAACGUCAUAUUUGUGUGAUUUCACCUACAACUGGGCUACAGGAGGUCGGGGAUGAUGAAGAAAUGUGACUUCUCUAACAAAACAAGCCCCUUUGUUGUGUUGCUCGGUGAGUUUAUCUCACCCAGCACCUGUAAACAGGAGGGGAGCAGAAGAUGCUCCCAGGGUGCUGCCACUCUGCAUUUUUUUUUUGGACAGACCUGAGUGUUAUUCCAGUUCUUCAUGGAACUCAAUGGCUGUAAGACUUAAAAAACUCUGAUUUGUUCUCUUUUUUUACAGUUUUGUAAGCAUGGUUGGCUGAACCCCGGGGUUUAUUACAGAACAACCCCAUAUAUAUAUAUAUAUACACUAUAUAAUCUUCCCCAGGGACAGCUGGAAAAAAAAAUUCAAUAUUUUAUUUUUAUUCAUGUAAAAACUGUAUAACUUUAUCAGUCUCAUCAAGACCAGAGAUUUUUUUUUUUUUUAGUACCAUCAUUCCAGGCUGCAGGUGACCAGCCCAAGGUCUCUAAAAUGACAACACAAGUGCUUCCUGCUAAGUUCAGUGUAGGCACUAAGCACCCUCCCCUCAAACAUUCCAGGCUGAUGGGAAUUAUCCUGCUUGGAUGUCCCAAGGAAACAAGAAAUGGUAUUUUAUCACUCCUGCAAAAAUUACCAUCACUGGCUUAGGAUUUGGAAGGGAGAACUUACAAAGCUUCCUGAUGGCCACCAUGAAAACAUCUUUACAAACAAGAUUUAUGCUUGCCUCGAUUUUUAUUUGACCCUUGGGCAGCAGCCCAGGGAUGGACUGGAUGUGAAAACAGACAUUUAAUUUUCUUGGAGCUUUUUUUUUUUUUACUCCUGAAAUGCCUGUUAUUGAACAGCUGAGAAACAUUCCUGAGCAACCUGAACUAAAUCAAAGACAGAACAAGAAACACGGAGUGACUUGGAUUAAAUUCCAAGGUGUUUUCCCUUUACAUUAAACAGUGUGACAAUAAAUUCCAGGUACCGGUGCCUGCUGUCCCAGGAUACAAAGCGACUGGGAUUAGUCUGUGUGUGUUUGGGGUGGAUUAAAGGGAGGGGGAAAAUAAAGUGUCUCUCUAGGCCUUGAAAUCUUCACUGCCAACUGUAAAGGUCAGACUAUUAAAUGUUUCUUAAUAGUGGGGGUGUUUUUAGAGGCAUAGGGAUUUUGGGAUCAAUACUCAAUUCAAUUAGAUACCAUAAAUCUAAGAUGCUGCAGAUCCAGACCUGAAGGGGCUGUAAAUGGGCCAGUGGAACAGUCUGUCCAGAGGAAGACACUUUUUCCACACAGGCAGAUAAAUGGUUGAUCUGCCAGGCAAACAAGGGCUUUUACUGGUUUUAUACGUGGAUUUUAUUCUCAGUAGCAUAACUAGGUAUCUGUAGCCAUUUUUAAAGUCUCUUAUUAAGCUUGGAGUUUUGGCUCAAGACUGGGAUCCCCCACAGGUCAAUUAUGGUUUAUAUUUUUUUAAAAGUUACCAUUUUUUGCAUCUGUUGCCUUAAUUUUGGUUGUUGUUUCCUUAUUUUUGUACUGCAAGCCGAGAUAAACGUUAAGUGCCUUCUGUUUUCUACGUCCUUCAUUUCACAUAACCAGUCACACAUUUUAUUUUUCUAGAAAUGAAAGUAUUUGGUUUAUUUUUGCCUCCUGCCAUUGCCUGAUUGUCUUCUUCAUAUCCCUGGGAGGAUCAUGUUCCACUCAGCAGCAGAAUAACCUUUUUUCUUCUUUUCAAGGAGGAAAGUAAAGACCAUACAGGGAUGUUCCCACUGACUUUUAUUUUUUUCCUUGCUUUUCUUUCAUCUUCACGUCUCUUAGGGACAAGGUUUAGUGCUGGGCUUGAUCUUAAAGGUCUUUUCCAACCCAAACCAUUCUGUGAUUCUUUUUGCUUGGCUUGUGUUUAUUGUUGUGUUCACAAACCACAGUUAAGAAGUGUUAAGGCAGAAGUCAUCAUCAUCCUCUGAUUAGUGUCUCACCUCUAAUUGAUGUCUUGCCAUCCUUUCAAAGGCUGAAAUGCUGAGUUAAAACAUUCUCUUUGCCCCUUUUUCAGGUAUUUCUUACAUUUCUUACAAUUCUCCCUGCCACAUAAACCUAUGACUUGUGUCAUGCUUCAUCAGUUCUUUCACAUCAUCUCCCAUCCUUUUGUUUUCCAUUAAAUCACCUCAACACCUGUAUUUACUAUCCAAAAAAAGUCAUAUUUUAGUUAUUGUUGGUUGUAGGCAACACAUAUAGGAAUGAAAUAGAAGAACAAAUUCUCUAGUUCUGCCCAAAGGGUUGAGUUUUGCAGAAAAGGAUCUUCUAAUCCUCCAGACUUUUUCCAUUAGGUCCAAAUCUGCACCAACAUUAUGUCUGUGGAGCGAUGGGUAUAACUCUGAAAGCUACUGAGAAAACUUUAUAAUAGCAUUUAGUUAAAUAUUUUCUAUACUGUUUAACUUAAAACCCUUCCGUGUUGGGAGUCAGUGUAACCUUUCAUCCUGUGUAACUCGUGAAAUGCAGAGGGGUGGCUUAUUCGGUGCAUCAAGAAUUUUAAACACAGCAGGAACACAGGACAAGAGUUUUGGUGAACAAACUGGGAGGAGUGGCUGGAAAGAGCUUCCCCUGCCAGGGCUGAGCUGUUGGACU